Molecule: messenger RNA, 1143 nt
Organism: Penicillium subrubescens
Lineage: Eukaryota; Fungi; Ascomycota; Eurotiomycetes; Eurotiales; Aspergillaceae
Exons: 4
Coding region: 1-1143 (380 amino acids)
Molecular function (GO): NAD+ binding
Source: RefSeq, a predicted model, not a curated record
AUGGCCGAAACUGCCCCAAAAGUCGCUGCAGAGGAGCGUCGCGAGUCCCUCGCUGCCGUCGAUCGGGAAGCAGAUGCCCUGGCAAAACAAAUCAAAAAAGCAAGCACUUUAUCGUUUUCACUGGUGCAGGCGUCUCUACAUCCGCUGUGUACAGGAAUUCCUGACUUUCGUGGCCCUGGUGGCAACUGGACUUUGCGCGCCCAAGGCAAGCCACGCACUAAGCACGCAAACGCCCUACAAGCCAUCCCAACAUUAUCUCAUAUGGCACUCGUAGAACUGCAAAACCGUGGUAUUCUAAAGCUUCUUGAGAGAAUCGCCGAACUCCAUGGGAACAGCAACCGUGAAGCUUGCAAGGAUUGUAACAAAGAGUAUAUGCGAGACUUCCGUGCUGUCUCAACCUACAAGAAUGGCAUCCACGACCAUCGAACGGGUCGCAAGUGCGCACGUUGUGGCGGAACCCUUGUUGACAGCAUUAUCAAUUUUGGCGAGAACCUCCCAAAACGAGACUUAGAUCUAGCUUACCAACAUGCGGAGCUGGCCGAUCUCUGUCUCGUGCUGGGGUCCUCCGUGACAAUCACCCCAGCCUGCAUCACCCCAGCCUGCACUAUCCCCACGAUAGUCGGGGAGCGCAAAGGCGCGAAACUCGCCGUUUGCAAUCUACAAAAGACGCCAGUAGAUGGUAUCACCGAUUAUCGCAUCUUCACCGAAACGGACAUUUUGAUGGCCAAGCUCAUGGAGAAGUUAGAUCUGCCCAUACCGCCAUUCAUCCUGCGACGACGUCUUAUAGUCAAAGUUGAGACGCAGGAAGAAGAUAGGCGUAAAGUGGAAGUCACUGGGGUUGAUAGCGAUGUCACUCCCGUUACUUUCCUUCAGUCUGUUAGGCUGGAAGGAAGCCGACGUAUUGCUCGUGCGGAACCAUACAUCAUUCAUGUUCGCGACGCGGUGAAGACAGGUGCAGAGAUGAAAUUUGACCUCGAGUUUAUGGGUCACUACAAUGAGCCCAACCUUGAGCUCGUGCACUCGUAUAAUGGCAACGAGGAAGUACUCUAUUUACUGGAGUAUAAUCCUGAGACUGGGGAGUGGACAAUCGAGAGACAAGAGACUCCAGAACGCGUUGUAGAAUGCAUAGUUUUAGACCCUUGA